CCUCCCCGCAGCAGCCGCCAUUCUCCGUCUCGCUCCCCGGCGGCGAGAGGACUCAGGCGCCUCCAGUCCGCUCGGCGCCGCGGAGGGCGGGGCCUGGAACCUGCGCGGGCUGGGAGCUGAGGCCGAGCUCCUGCAGGUGAUUCCUGACUGCAAGAUAAGGUCUCUUAUGACUUCUGUCUUUCAACUUUCCCUGUUCUGACUUCAUAGUUUCUAUACCUUCCAAUAGCAGCAGAAAAUGAACAAGUUCCGGGGACCAGUAACAUUCAAGGAUGUUACUGUGGAAUUCACCCAGGAGGAGUGGCAGUUGCUGGAUGCUGCUCAGAGGACCCUGUAUAGGGAAGUGAUGCAGGAGAACUAUCGUCACCUCAUCUCAGUGGGUUAUUGUGUGAAUAAGCCAAAUGCAGUCUUCAAGUUGAAGCAAGGAAAAGAGCCAUGGAUAUUAGAAGUAGAAUUUCCACGUCGGAACUACCCUGAAGACCUAUGGAAUACUCAUGACCAAGGAGCAAGAUACCAGGAAAGCCAAGCUAAAAAUUCAAGGAAUGGAGAACUCACAAAACAUCAGAAAACUCAUACCAAUGAGAACGCCUAUAAAUGCAAUGAAUGUGGAAAGUCCUUCUGCCAGAAGUCUGUCCUCAUAAUACAUGAGCAUACUCAUUCAAAGGACAAACCCAGUGAAUGUGGGAAAUCUGUCUCUCGGAAUGGAGACCUCACAAGACAACAGAAAACUCCUACCAGAGAGAAGACCUAUGAAUGUAAAGAAUGUAAGAAAACUUUCUACCACCUGUCAUCUCUCAGUAGACAUUUGAGAACUCAUGCAGGAGAGAAACCCUACGAAUGUAAUCAGUGUGAGAAAUCCUUCUACCAGAAGCCACACCUCAUGGAACAUCAGAAAACACACACAGGAGAGAAACCCUAUGAAUGUACUGAAUGUGGGAAGUUCUUCUAUGUUAAGGCAUACCUCAUGGUACAUCAGAAAACACACACAGGGGAGAAACCAUAUGAAUGUAAGGAAUGUAGGAAAUCCUUUUCCCAGAAAUCACACCUCACAGUACAUCAGAGAACACAUACAGGGGAGAAACCCUAUAAAUGUAAGGAAUGUGGGAAAUUCUUCUCUAGAAAUUCACACCUCAAAACUCAUCAGAGAACUCACACAGGAGAGAAACCCUAUGAAUGUAGGGAAUGUGGGAAAUGCUUCUACCAGAAGUCAGCCCUAACAGUACAUCAGCGAACUCACACAGGGGAGAAACCCUUUGAAUGUAAUAAAUGUGGAAAAAACUUUUACUAUAAAUCAGACCUCACUAAACAUCAGAGAAAACACACAGGGGAGAAGCCCUAUGAAUGUAAUGAAUGUGGUAAAUCUUUCUCCGUGAAUUCAGUCCUCAGAUUACAUCAAAGGACUCACACAGGAGAGAAACCCUAUGAAUGUAAAGAAUGUGGGAAAUCCUUCUCUCAGAAAUCACAUUUUGUCAUACAUCAGAGAAAACACACAGGAGAGAAACCCUAUGAAUGUCAGGAGUGUAAGGAAACUUUUUUCCAGAAAUCAAAACUCACUGCACAUCAGAAGACACACACAAAGGGAAAAGCUUAUAAAGAGUAUAAAUUGGGAAGUUAUUCUGUCUGAAUUUAUCCUUCGGAAUAAUCAGAUAAUUUACAUGAGACAAAAAUCUUAUGAAAUACCAUCAGUAUGGGAAAAUUU
Messenger RNA from Eubalaena glacialis (North Atlantic right whale), 1696 nucleotides. It is a transcript of the gene ZNF25, whose product is annotated as zinc finger protein 25. The coding region runs from base 236 to 1621 and encodes 461 amino acids. NCBI's taxonomy places the organism in Eukaryota, Metazoa, Chordata, Mammalia, Artiodactyla, Balaenidae. The record is from RefSeq and is a predicted model, not a curated record. Gene Ontology annotation, cellular component: nucleus. Gene Ontology annotation, biological process: regulation of DNA-templated transcription. The transcript is spliced from 6 exons.